This is a messenger RNA of Neocloeon triangulifer, 1522 nucleotides long. RefSeq lists its product as uncharacterized. Lineage: Eukaryota; Metazoa; Arthropoda; Insecta; Ephemeroptera; Baetidae. The record is from RefSeq and is a predicted model, not a curated record. The transcript has 5 exons. The coding region runs from base 246 to 1325 and encodes 359 amino acids.
CGGCUGAUAACAAACGCGAGAGAGAUGCAGUGGAUUUUCUGCCAGGCCAGGAAUAACUGUGCUUCAUUUCAAUUCCUUCACGUCUCACGCUUCGCUUCAGCGCCUGAUGGAGCGACGAACCUUGGUGUUCGUUUUUCUUUCGACCACCACCUGCUCCUAGAGCUCCUCACCAGCGCAGUCCGCUCGCAACCGUCCUUCAGCCAAGUGCACCCGAUUUAUUCGGGUUUGCAUUGCAUGACGUGACCAUGGUGCCUGUCCUCCUCGUCCUCUGCCUCCAGGCUUACUUGAGGCUAACAGGAGCGGACCGAGGAGAAAUUAACUCUGUAACAGAUUUGGAGACGCAAUGUUCGUCGUCGGUCAUGCAAAUCACCGUGCACUUCUCAGCGCCGUUCCACGGCCUCCUGCACGCCCGCGGUUUCCCCAGCGAGUGCCUGGUGCAGGGAACGGGACUGCGAUCGCUCACACUGUCCCUGCCAACCUCGUCCUGCGGAGUCAGACUCACGCAGGACCUGCACUUCCAGGCGGCCGUUGACAUCCAGUUUGAUGGAAAACUGCAGCUGGCGCUCGACGAGCGGCGCCUUGCCUCUUGCGUCGCGCCCCUUGAGGACAACGAGAUUUUCACAGAAGCGGCACCACCGGGGACGCCGCACCACCAGGCCCUCCGAUCUUCCUCGAGGGAAAUGGAAUUUGAACCUGCCAGGGCUUGGAUGGAACUUGAGGCUUCAGGCGGAAAAGGGGUGGCCCUGGUUGGCGAACCGGUGCGGCUGAGAGUGAGGACCAAGGGCAUUGAUGGUCUCAAGAUGCGGAUCACCGACUGCGUAGCUCACGAGGGUGCCGGUGAAUCUCCUCAAAAACUGCUGGAUGAGCUCGGUUGUCCCAUUGAACCGCAGGUCCUAGGUCACUUCAACUACACCAAGCAGGGCGCCCUUGCCAUUUUUCCUGCCUUCAAGUUCCCGGACAGGGAAAGUCUGCACCUGCAGUGCGUUCUGAUGCUCUGCAGGGACGCGUGUCCGGUCGGCCGCUGCCGCGACAACACGAUGGCGGCGUCCGGUGGAGUUCACUCGCAGGUUGUGCGCAAGAUCAAAGUCUUCAACAGUCUCAGGGUGGCCGCCCCUGGUAUCGAGAUGGAGGCCAAUGAAGUUGCUGAUUUUCAAAGACAAGACGAUGUUGAAGUUGAGAAACUGGAGAGGAACUUUUGUCUUUCAGCUCCGAAAUUGGCGCUAGCCCUGGCCCUGUUAGGACUGUUGCUUGUCCUUGCAGUUGGAGUGGCUCUUUUCUCAGCGACGGCCAGUCGUCGAAAACCAUACGUUCGGGUCAUUUAUUAGAUUUAUGUUUAUGUAGGGAAAAAAAUUACACAUAUCAAAUUGACAUCUGUGAUCUCUUGUGGUGGCGGAGGGAAAAUACUCAUCUUUUUGGUUUAACGGUUGGGGUUUUGAAACAUUUUGUGUUCUUUUUUGUGUACAAUUUGGCAAAUAGUACAUUAAAGAGAAUGUUCAAAAUAAAUCUAAUUUUAUAUAAAAUA